AAAAUGUAAAUACACAGGUGGCAGCGGCAUGGACGAAAGAGUGGUUUAUGUAAAUACAACAGAAGUGAAACCGUCUGACUUUGUUCUGGUUUCCAGGCGCAAACAGACUCCCUCAGACGCAAUGUGUGGCAGAUAGUUGCAGGAAAUACUUUGGAUUUUAAUACGAGGUGACAGCUGCGCAGUCAUGCCUCAGCUCACAGGCCCUGCGGUGCUGCAGCUCGUGCUGCUGCUCUCCGCUGUGCCCGCGCAGUACUUCAUCUCCCGGUGGAGCGGCUCCAGCGUGGCGCAGCGCUACCACGCGACUACACGGUUGCUCAGAAUUUGGAGAGAGUGGAGCACAUACCUCAAUGGCACUGCAUGGAUGGAGUGGGCAAAUCAGCAGAUGUCUUAUGUCAUGUCUCUGGUUGGCUUGGGACAGGGAGACGAAGUGGCAGACAUGUUGCCUCCUGUAGAGACCAUGCUUUAUGACAACGAUCAUGGCUUCUUUGGAGCAUCCAAGACAGUGCGCACCCCCCGUCCUCCGUAUGUGUUUCUACGAGUUGGAGAAGUGGUGAUGGAGAGGAAGGGCCAUAUGGUCGGGGUGGUGGUGAGCUGGGACUCUGAAUUGCGAGCCCCUCAAGAGUGGGUUAACAGGAUGUAUUCCAGCUCUGAGGGCAUCACAGCAGAGAAGACGCCUCAUUACAAAGUACUGUUCAGCGGGCCUGGACCGUCCUCUCUGUUAGUUGCAUAUCUGCCUCAGACACAACUAGAGCGCAUCACUGGGAUGAGGCCGGACAUUCCCACCUUGGAGAAUUACUUCACUCAUUUCAAUGGGGAGCGGUUCAUCAUGCAGCCCUGGCUUAGAGAGCUCUUUCCUGAAGAUGAGAUCGAUGAUGCCUGACUGCUCGGUCUGAAAGAUCCAUCGAACUGACAAUUUCAUUUUCUUCCUUCUGUGGUGUUCUGUGUUCAAGUACUGACGUGGUUGUCAUAAGUGCCAAGCUUUGUACAGAUCAAGAGGAUCAUCAAAUCCCUCCUUGCUGGAUCUCAAUAUGAGGGUGUCAGUUGGGGAUUUGGAGACUGUUAAUACUGGGACAUAUGAAAGAAAUCUUGUAAUCAAGCUCUAAUGAACACUUUAUUUCUUUGAGAUGUAUAAAUAUACAGUAUUUUAAUAUAAUGUGUCUAAAAAUGUUGAAUUUGAAUCAGACUUGAAUGGUUGGCAUGUUACAUGAUAAGAGGGAAUGCUGGAAAUGACAAAAUUUCUUUGAAAAUGUUUAUAGUUUUGACAUGACUGGUAGCUAAGGUCCAAAAAGAAAAAAAAACUUGAAAAACUGCACUUUUGAUCAGCCACAGCUAUGCAAUAAAAUGUUC
Messenger RNA from Seriola dumerili (greater amberjack), 1347 nucleotides. RefSeq lists its product as uncharacterized. Gene Ontology annotation, molecular function: DNA binding. The record is from RefSeq and is a predicted model, not a curated record. Bases 185 to 880 code for a protein of 231 amino acids. NCBI's taxonomy places the organism in Eukaryota, Metazoa, Chordata, Actinopteri, Carangiformes, Carangidae. The transcript is spliced from 7 exons.